This is a messenger RNA of Mytilinidion resinicola, 4436 nucleotides long. Its product is annotated as nucleoporin-domain-containing protein. Gene Ontology annotation, biological process: transcription-dependent tethering of RNA polymerase II gene DNA at nuclear periphery; protein localization to nuclear inner membrane; RNA export from nucleus. The coding region runs from base 44 to 4135 and encodes 1363 amino acids. The transcript has 5 exons. Lineage: Eukaryota; Fungi; Ascomycota; Dothideomycetes; Mytilinidiales; Mytilinidiaceae. Gene Ontology annotation, molecular function: structural constituent of nuclear pore. The record is from RefSeq and is a predicted model, not a curated record. Gene Ontology annotation, cellular component: nuclear pore; nuclear pore inner ring.
CUCCUCUUCCUCCAUCCCGAGCUUCUACUGCGCCAUUUCAGCCAUGAAUUUCCCAGCAACUCCUCAGCGCCCAACGCCAGGCUCCUUCAUCAAUACUCCAGCAGCGCAGCGACAUCCAGGAUUCCGAGCAACCUCUGCAAACGCCCCCCAGCCGCCCCAGACUCAAGCUUCUGCGCAGUCUACAGUAGCCGCAACCGAGCAGCCUCCAGCGAGCACAAAAUCUCCGCUAGAACGCGCUCGGAAGGCCAUCAAUGAGACGCUCAUCGGGGAAGCGAGCUACGCAGAGUUGGACGCGUACGUUGGCCAGGGCAUCUCGUCCGACUACGACAUCCCCGAAGACACAGCAUGGGCUCCCUUCAUCCCAGUCAGAACGUACAGAAUCCCUGAGGAGAUACUUGAGCAGUACAACUUCCACCAGAUGAAUACGAAGAGUGGCCUCUUCGCCGAGAUAAACCACGCCUGGACAUUCGUAGACAACCAGCUGUAUCUCUGGGAUUACACCAAUCCGAACCCUGAAAUCAUCGGCUAUGAAGAGCAGCCGCACUCCAUAGUGGCGGUGAAGCUGGUGAAGCCCCGCGCAAAGGUGUUUGUGGACACGAUAACACAUCUACUGGUGGUUGCGACAACGUCAGAUAUUCACUUGAUUGGCGUUUCCACCCAGCGGGGACAGGAAGGCGUGGAGAACGUUUCCCUGUAUCAAACAGGGAUGCACACGUCCGUCCGGAGUCUGAAAGUGGGCUGUAUCGAGGGCUCUCCGAAGACUGGAAGAAUCUUCUUCGCUGACGGACGGGAUUCCGAUGAUGUCUACGAACUGACUUACCAGCAAGAGGAGAAAUGGUUCGCAAAUCGAUGCGCCAAAGUCAACCACGUUCGCAAAUCCAUCGCCUUGCCAGGACUUCCAUUCGGGUCCAAAAAGACGGCAGAAUUUAUCGUCCAAAUGGUGAUCGACGAUACACGGGGUCUGCUAUACACGCUUUCCUCCGGUUCUACGAUCAAGGUAUACCACCUCAAAACAGACACCACGCUCGACCUCGCCAUCACUCGAUCUCUCGCCAGCAUCAUGCAGAAUUGUAGCCACAUGGUGAGAUCAGAGUUGCUCGGACCAAGCGCCACCAUUGUCUCCAUCGAUGCGAUCUCUUCCAUGGAGUCUGCGCGCCUUAGCCUGAUGGCUACAACAUCAACUGGCUGCAGAAUAUUUCUCAGUUCUACCUCUGGCACCUACUAUUUUGGCGAUUCCUCUAGUGCGCCUACCAGCAUGCAAGUCCAGCAUAUCAAAUUUCCUCCUCCUCAAGAUCCGCAGCCAAAUCAGACACCGCAGAGUCAGAUGACACCUUAUAAAGCUCAAGCCCAAGUUGCGAUAGGUUCGAGAGUGCUCGAAGGUACGAUCCAAUCGAAUAGAUACGCACCAGGGUACUUUCUAUGUUUCGCAUCGGAAGGGGACGUCAGCGACUACUUGUUCAUGUCCGGGCCUGAUUCGGGCAGGAUUGCACGACCGCAAGAUCUCUCCCAGGCACCCAAAUUCAUUGAGAUGGGGUAUUCGCUAUCCCUUGGAGCAAAAGUGCAGGAUGUGGGCCUAGCGACACCGCCUUUUGCAGCCGCGUCUGCGCCAAGGGGCUUUGGUAAUGAGUUGGCCACGCAAUUCGAUCAACCCGUUGCCGAGUUUGCUAUUCUCACAAACUAUGGAGUUCAAACUAUUCGCCGGCGCAGACUCGUUGAUAUCUUUGCUUCUGCCGUCAAGCAGAAAGGUGCAAAUGGCAGUGACGGCCUCGAGGCUGAGAUCAAAAAGUUUGUACGGCUCUAUGGAAGAGCAGAGACAAUUGCAACUGCUCUUGCCGUUGUGUGUGGGCAAGGUCAAGACAUUGCGUCGGACUCUCGGGUUGUGAAUGUCACUGAUCAGGAUGUUCUUGAAUAUGCCCGCACGGCGUUUGUGGACUAUGGUGGCAAGGCCCAAAUGGUGGACAGUACUUUCGAUGUCGGCUCUACUAAUGAUGACAACGUUCGCCCGUCACCAAGACACGACGGCAUUGCGCUUUAUAUUUCCCGUCUAGUACGCUCUAUCUGGGCUUCCCGAGUCCUGAAGGAAGGAAGCACACCCAUUGGAGGUCUCAAAAUCGAUCCUACCAUCAGCCUAGAGAAGCUUCGAACUGUCCAGCGACACCUUACGCAUUUGCAAGAGUUCUUGGACAAGAACAAAAGCUUCAUUGACGGGCUCAACGGACCGGACGCACUGAACCGAGCACCAACCCAACAGGCUGAAAAGGAAUUGCAGGGCGAGAAUGCCGCACUGACGAGUCUCGUGCAGCUGCUGAGGAGCGUCAUUGAAGGCAUUUCAUUUGUUCAGGUCCUGUUUGAUGAGCGAGUCGACGAGAUUAUACUCUCUCUCAACGAUACGUCCCGUCAACGCGCUCGAGAGCUGACGUUCGUGGGUCUCUUUACGGAUCCCGACGGUAAAGAACUUGCGAAGGAACUCGUCAAAGCCAUUGUCAACAGAAACAUCGCGAAAGGCUCGAACGUCGAAACUAUCUCAGAAGCGUUGCGUAGGCGCUGCGGUAGUUUCUGCAGUGCGGAAGACGUGGUCAUCUUCAAAGCGCAAGAACAAGUGACCAAGGCUUCAGAAGCCGGCGCAAAUUCUGAACUGGGUCGCACAUACCUGAAUGAUAGUUUGCGACUGUUUGAAAGCGUUGCAGGGAGCCUGUCGAGGGAAUAUCUGGAGGUCACCAUUGUCCAAUACACAAACAUGGCUUUCUAUGCCGGUGCAAUUCGUCUGGCUCUGAAAGUCGCCCAGGAGUCUGAUCGCGGUAAUAGGGCUUUGGCGUGGAUCAGAGAAGGCCGCCUUUCACCAGAUGCCCGGCAAGCCGUGUAUGAGAGCCGAACACGAUCCUACGACCUCAUUCACCAAGUCAUACAAGCAGUUGACCAAGCAUCAAACGACCAGCCUGCUGUCAUUGAUGGUGUGGUUUCCGCGGCUGCACGUCGACGAAAUGAAGCCUACGAUCAAAUCAACAGCUCCGAGGAUGAGGUCUUCCAAACAAACCUUUAUGACUGGUAUCUGCAACAGGGCUGGAGUGAUCGCCUUCUCGAAAUAAGUUCGCCCCAUGUUGUGACCUAUCUCAAGGAGAAAUCGAGAGAAGCUCCAGAGUAUGGCGAUCUCCUAUGGCGGUAUUACGCACACUACAACAACUAUUUCGACGCGGCGAUAGUUCAGCUCCAGCUUGCAAAGAGCUUCUUCACGAUAAAAUUGUCGCAACGAAUCGAGUAUCUUAGCCGGGCGCGCGCGAAUGCAUCAACACGAGUCGGCGGUAUCAGCGAAAUGCGAUCAACGAAGCAGCAAACGCGGCAGGAUCUCCUAAGAGAGGUCUCUGAUCUUCUCGAUAUUGCAACGAUCCAAGAGGAUAUCCUAGACAAGCUCAAGUCGGAUCCUCGAACGGCCGGGAGGCGGGAUGAAAUUCUGUCGCAGCUCGAUGGUAACAUUCUGCCGGUGACUGACCUCUACAACGGGUUCGCCGACCAAGCCGGGUACUACGACAUGUGCAUCCUGAUCUACCAGGCCGCAGACUACCGCAACGCUGCCGACAUUGAAUCCACCUGGCAGAAUCUCAUCGAGCAAACCGCAUCAACCGCCGAGACGGAGAGCCAGGGAAACCCGUGGCAACAGGUCGCAAACGUCAUCCGAACCAUAGGCCGCCGUGUCCGCAACUCCGAGACCAUCUUCAACGUCCCAAUGCUGCUACAGCUGCUCUUGAAGUGGGACGCCAAACAUGGCCAUGUCAUUCCCGAGGGAGCCAGACCAGACGAUGACCGGUAUUGGAGCAGCUGGGUCCUGGAUAUCUUCCUUGAGCUGCGCGUUCCCUGCGAGAGCCUUCUGGCGACGUUGGAGACGCUCUUCUACGAGAACAGAGCGCCCCUUGCUGGGCGAGACAGGAGACACGUCACCAAAUGGAUGAUCUAUACCAUGGAGAAGUGGUGGCAGGAGAGCCAGAGCCUCAGCGCCAUUCCGUUCGGAAGCGAGGACAACGCUAUUGGCGUCGAGGAGCUGCUGAAAGAGCUGAUCAGACAGUGGAACCUGGACGAUGGAGGAGUAUGGCAGGAGAGGGCGAGAGACUUGAGGGAUAGGGUGGCUGCUGCUUUGAGGUGAUUUCGAUAUCACACAGUGCAGUCAAAUCUCUCCUCGGGUUAAUGUUUGUGCGGAUUUGGGUCCUGGGGACGCGGAUCCCGAGAAGGUCGAGCGAUUUUGCUGAAGGUUUUCUUUUGCAUCAUCCUGUCAUGUCAGUCUUCAUGGUGUUGGAGGCGAAUAGCAUGAGUUGAAAAGCGAGGCGGAAUUUGGUUUAUUGGACUACUACUACCAAGGCUACUACACGGCAUAUUCUGUGUAGGUGGGAUUAGGCAUCCGAUAUGGCAACGAUGGAGUAUUUAUUCGAGUGAGAGGACUUCAGUUC